AACAAGCCGCGAAGAUCUCAAGGUAUUCAUUUACUUGAAUUGGGCCAGCUGGCUGCUUGCUGCGUACAGCUUUCCAAUAAUAUGACUCUAGGGCUCCAGGGCACGAUGAUUGUGGAGGCUCACAUCCACAGCAACCUUACCGUAUUGCAGAAUCAGGCACCGGAUGGCGAGACCAGCUCCUAUUCGUCUUUCCGCGGGAAACCCUGCUAGUGCGGCGCUUCACUGCAAGCUCGACCCUGGCCAGUCUAGAUCCUUUGCAAGAAUUGAAGAAACAGCGGUCUACGGGAUAUCACGUCGUGGAGUUCACUCCUGAGCUCAUAGGCGCAAAGUACCUUGAAGGUUUGUCAACCGAUGUCCUUGACGCCCGGCAUGACCAAUCAGUCGAUGUUUCAUGACACCUUCUCGAAGCUCUUGGCAUCACGCAAGACAGGUCGGCCCGGGACCGCAAACUCCAUCCUUUGUAGGUCUGAUACUUGGCUUACACUUGAGAUCAGGAACGUGGUUGAACGGAGUACCCGGCAGAGUACCCGGGGAGUAUCCGGCGUCGUCAGCCAGGCCACUGAUGUCAUAAAAUCAUCCAUGAUAUGAUGCUAGUCAAAACGUCCAACUUGGCCUCAUUUUCUAUAAAUAUUGUCAUCGAAACAUUGUUUGGGGCGAGAACUAUAUUUGGAGUUCACGCCACAGGCCGAGCGGCAACCCGGGAGUUUU
Molecule: messenger RNA, 708 nt
Organism: Aspergillus nidulans FGSC A4
Lineage: Eukaryota; Fungi; Ascomycota; Eurotiomycetes; Eurotiales; Aspergillaceae
Exons: 1
Coding region: 352-588 (78 amino acids)
Source: RefSeq, a predicted model, not a curated record